This is a messenger RNA of Caenorhabditis auriculariae, 3431 nucleotides long. The record is from the annotation of a GenBank genome assembly. NCBI's taxonomy places the organism in Eukaryota, Metazoa, Nematoda, Chromadorea, Rhabditida, Rhabditidae.
AUGGAGCUGGAACCACGUCAAAUUGCGUCAGUUUGGAAAAAUUUAUUUCAAGAAAAAAAUAUUUUUUUCAGGAAAUUUCCGACGACGACGAAAUUUUUGAUUCUUGAUGAUCCUAGCGCUCCAUCAGUUUCAUCAAAUCAGAAGAAUGUUGGUAUAUCAAUAAAUUAAUUUUUUUAAAGUUGAGAGUUUGAAAGAAAUUCCAAGAUAUCUGUUUUUUUUUGACAUUUUUUUUAGGAAAUAUUUAAUUUUUAUAACUUUUGCGGUAGAAAAAUUGUGAAAAAGGGUUAUUAUUUUUUUAUUUGAAAAAAAUUCGAAAUUCAUGCAUCUCAAUCCAAAUUUUGUGAACAAAAAAAUUAGCAGUCUCAAAUUUAUCGACUUUCUGAAAAACUCAUCAGAAUAGUUUUUGUAAGAAGAAACUGAAAGAAAAAAAGUUUUUUUAAAUGAAAAAAAUACAAUUUUCAGGCUCUACACGGCGAUGCAUCGGAGAAAGAUAUCGAAAUUGUAGAAGAGGUACGUUUUUUCAACUGAUUUCAUUCAAGACUUUUGUUUUUUAAGGUUGAAAAUACGGCCGGGAGGACUGAAACCAUUCCUGAACAGGUAAAAAAAUGAGAUUUUAUAAUCUUUUUAAAUUUUGAUUUGCUAUUUUUUUCGGAAUCUUCCAUUCAGAGAAACUCUUUUUUUAAUCAUUUGAGUUUUUCAAUUUGUGAUUUUUUUCAAAUUGGAAAUCUCAGAUUUUUUUCAACCAUUUUAAUAAUGGUUUCCUUAUGAUUUAAAUUUUUUUUUGCAGGCACUUGUUAAGUUUUCCGGCCUCGAAGGCGGCGAAGUGAUUCCGGUCAUUGAUUUGGAAGAGCCGGAACUGGAGGUUUAUAGCUUCAAAUUCAAUAUCUUACCUCUUUUUUAGGUCAUAGAAAAUCAGGAAAGUGCGACCCCAAUUGGAAAUGCAGGCGUUGAAAGGGUAGGUUUUAAUCAAAUAUAUUUUUUUCGCGGUUCAUGGGCAGUAUAUAUUCAUUUGAAGUUAAGAAUUACGUUUUUUGAACAAUUUCUACUCUUUCUUGUGACACUUCUCAUUGACAGGUUUACUUUUUCAAGUUUCGGAUAAUGAAAAAAACAAUUUUUUUACUGGGUUAAAAACAGGCAGACGAGGAAGGGAAUUUUCACGGGAUUUUUGAUUUUUGUUUAAGUUAUUGCUCACUAAGUUACACCUCUUUAUCAUAAUAAUAAGGUUAGAGAACAUUUUAAGCUUUUAGAAUUGAAUUAAUUAUUUUUUCAGACGUCAAAUGAUGAUGAAGACGAUUUCUGCGUCGUGGAAAACACUGGAAAAACCAACUCGAUCGACAACAAGGAAUUUGUCGCCGAAAAUGCGAUGAAAUUUCUAAAGUGAGCUUUUUUUCAGUGAAGGUAGAGAUAGAUAAACUUUUCAAACGUUUUUUUUCCAUAUUUUUUCGAGUUUUCGGUUUUUUUCCUUCAUUUUAGAGAACCAGAAGAAGCUUGCUUAGAAGAAUAUGAGUUUUAAAAAAAUUUGAUAUUCAGGAUUGUUUCACUGUAGUUUUAUCAUUAUGACAGUUAAAAAUCGUAUAUUUUAGUUUUUUUAAGGUUUGAAGUUUUUAAAAAUAUUUUUUUUUGUAAAAUGAAAAAGAUUGGUGACUUUUGGGAUUUUUGGAACGAAGGGGAACAGUAAUUGACUAAUACUUUCCUUAUUUCGAUAUUUUGAUGGUCUAUCUAAAAUAUUGGUUUAUGAAAAUACGACGUUUUUUGUGAAGUGAGCUGAUUUUUAGUUCGAGCUCGACUUUGAAUUUGGUUCUAAUUUAAUUAUUUCCUUUUUUCAAAUCAUCUGAUAUUUUUUCAGAUGGUUCUACCGUGUUCCGACUGCAGACUAUUAUAAUCACCUUGUCUAUUCCAGGCCAAAUUACCUGACAAAAUCGGUUCGUUUUUUUUUUCAAAUCUUUAAAAAUCAGAUUUUUGCGACUUUAGAUCGUUCCCGAUGAGUAUGCAUUGGAUGUGGAGGCCGCAAAACGGCUCCUUCACGAAUAUUUGACCGUUUUCAAUAGUAGAAUCAAAAUUCUUAUCGAUUUUUACGACGAAUACGCCGAAGAAGUCAUUCGUGUUAUGCUGAUCUUGGCCGCCGUCUUGGGUUUGUUUAUUUUUGAUUUUUGAAAGAAAAUUAUUUUCUUCGUAUCUAUUCAAUUAUCAGUACAAUAAUUGGGACAUGUGGGAAAGAUUUUGAAGAGAUUUUGUCAAAAAUUGGAAGUUUAUAAAAGAAAAAGUUGGCCUUUAUGGAAGUUUUUUUAAGUUUUUUUCUGAAUUUUUGAAAGUUUAUGCGAAUUACGAUCACAGGCAAAUUGGAAAAAAUUUUUUUUUAAUUUUAUCAACGAUUCUGAAGAUUUCUAGUGUAAUUAGGCAGUUUAAGGCGUUUCUGGUUUUUUUUUUUUUGAUAUCAUCGUUCAAAAAACAACAAAAUAUGGAAGAUUUUCCAUUUUUCAGUGUUUUACAGCUGUUUUUCUAGUUAGCCAGAAGGUUUUGAAGAAUUUCACUUGAAAAACCUUUUUUUGAACAUGUAAAAAGUGACGCAUCAUGUGGGUCUACUGCCGCACUGACGGCCUUGAGCUUUGUGGCCGAGUGGAGGAGCGGUCGGAUCGGCGAUCGACGGGUCGCUGGUUCGACUCCUCUCCCGGUGGAUAACACCGCUGUGUCGUGUUGUAGCGCAGCGUUAAUAACGCCGGGUAUAGGAAAUCCCCAACAAGUAGUCUGCCCGUUCGGUGGUUCCUUGAAACCGAGUGGUUCGUGAACCUUGUACAAUCAUUUUUGAGUUUUUUAUCACUUCUUUUUCAAAUUGUUUUGAAUACAGUAUGUUGCAAUAAGGUUUUAAAUUUUUCUUUUCUGAGAUUUCUCAGAGGCCUGAGGCUUCUUGAACUGAAAAGAGGCUUCUGAAGAAAAAGAAAAUUCUUGUGUUUUUACACCUUCUGACUAUUUGGAAUACUACAGAGACAUCGUAUUCAUUUUCCAGAAAAUGGUAAUAAGCGGAUCGAUUGGACUAUAUUGUGCCGUGAGUACUUGAAUAAUAGGAUGCUGAAAAAGGCGAGAAAGUUUUUCGAAAAACCGACCGUCUUUUCCGAUCCUCCGGCGAAAAACGGCCCCAAGGAGCUGUUGGAAGUUUCAUUCAAAAAAUAUUUUUUGAAAAAUCGCAUAUUUUCAGCAUUUGUUGGUACUUACCCCAGAAGCGAUUCUUGCCACAACGGUUGUCUUUUUUGAGGUAAAUUCUGGAAAAAAAUCAUGGAGAAAUAAAAUGAUAUUGUCUUCAAAUUAAAAAGUUAGCGAUCGCUCUCAAGAAAUAAAAAUUUUAAAGCUUGUCCCGAGAAAAACGGAAAUAUUCAAUUUAACAGGCUAAAGGCUGGUGUGAAAAAAAGUCGUCCUUUAUUCUUCUACCGAAAUGA